UAUAGUAUUUACGUACGUGCCUAGUUAGUUUAAUCUUUUAGGGGGUCAGUCAGCAACAAGGCCCAUCACGUUAUUUGUCACAACGACAUUUAAUCGCAGCCGUUAAGUUUUUAUCAAUUGGGCAAAUUUAGUUUUUUGUCUCUACUGAGAAACGUCUGAAAAUGCGAUAAGUAUGUUUGUGCGAACAGUGCCCGGUGAUUGUUCCAUAUAUAUUCGGAACUUGGAGCAUCGUCUUCAAUCGGUCUGUGCUCGUAAGAUCACACACGACGUGCCGGGUGUUGUUUAGCAAGUUCAUAGUUAACAGUUUAGUUAACCGAAUUUUUAAACGUAACACAUCGAUAUCACAGUCGUAAUGGCAUCAAUGGCAUUAAAGUCCGUAUUGGUGGUGGCACUGGCAUGCAUCCUCCACUGCGAAGGAGCUGCCUUGCCGCACGACCAGGCCAGCAGACCGGUGGUCGGUAUCCUCGCCCAAGAACAACCUUUAUACCUGAGGAAUAGGUUCUCGGAAGAAAAUUACACGAGUUUCAUAGCAGCCAGCUAUGUGAAGAACUUGCAGUUUUCUGGAGCGAACGUCAUUCCUAUACCUAUUGGAAGAGACCGUCAAUUUUAUAAGGAGUUGAUGCAGAAAAUAAAUGGUGUAAUUCUUCCGGGUGGGGAGGCGCCUUUGAGGAGAUCUCAAAUCAACGGCUACGCAGACGCGGGCCAGCACAUCUACGAGCUGGCAAUGGAGAUGAACGACGCUGGAGACUACUUCCCCAUAUUCGGCGAAUGUUUGGGACUCCAGUUCUUGAUCGUCGUAGCUUCAGGACGAGGCGAGCCGCAAAACAAAAUGAGGUGUCACGGUUUCGGCAAUUUCCCCAUUUAUUAUGCUGAUGGUUUCAGAAACAGCAAGCUGUUCGCUGGGGCUUCUGAUGACGUGCUCGACAUCCUGAAGAACGAGGCUGUUACUGUUAACGCUCAUAAGUUUUGCAUCACAGAUGAGAACCUUAAAGCCUUCAAUCUGACAAAAGACUGGCUGGUGUCCUCAUACUCCGACGAUAUCUACGGAGCCAAGUUUAUUGCUUCGAUUGAACACACCAGGUAUCCAUUCUACGCGCUCCAAUUCCACCCUGAGAAAAUUUUCUUCGAGUGGAAGCUGCAGAGAGGGUAUCCUCGCACAGAAACCGCGAUGAGGGCAAGCAAAUACUUCAUGGACUUCUUCGUCAGUGAAUGCAGGAAAAACACCCACUCCUUCAUAAACGCUGACGAAGAAAGGUCGUACCUUAUUGACAACUACAAACCUACUUUCACAGGGGAUUUGAGGAUACAUUACGAGUCCUACUUCUUUGAUCCGAGGGGAGAUGUUAAGAACGCCAACCACUUCUGAAUAGGUAUUUAACAAAUUCUACACCUGAAAAUGUAUUAUUGUAUUAUAAUGUCUGUUAUUGUUUUUGACACCCAACCCUUUAUCAAGCUUAUGAUUUGUUGAACCUUAUUUCAUCUCAAUAAAGUUCAAAUGGUUGGUAACUUAGUUACCACUAGGUAAAGGGUUAAGAACUGAUUCCUGAUAACCUCAUUUGUUAAAAAUAUGCAUUUAUUUUUAUGACAUGACAUUGAUAUGUUAGCAGAAAAAUAGCUAGGUAGUUUAGCAAUGUAUAAUUUAAGUAGGUAUUCUAAUAAAAAUGUUAUAUGCUCACAUAAGUUAUUGGCUGAGCUAGAUAAAUCCAAUUAAAAAAAAUGUUUUAUGAAUAACGAGAUCUAUAUA
Messenger RNA from Ostrinia furnacalis (Asian corn borer), 1744 nucleotides. Its product is annotated as gamma-glutamyl hydrolase-like. NCBI's taxonomy places the organism in Eukaryota, Metazoa, Arthropoda, Insecta, Lepidoptera, Crambidae. The transcript is spliced from 7 exons. Gene Ontology annotation, molecular function: gamma-glutamyl-peptidase activity. The record is from RefSeq and is a predicted model, not a curated record. Gene Ontology annotation, biological process: tetrahydrofolylpolyglutamate metabolic process. Gene Ontology annotation, cellular component: vacuole. Bases 353 to 1366 code for a protein of 337 amino acids.